AUGCAUAGCUUUGCCCAUUCACACCAGGUGGAAAACCGCGCGUUACGCCUACGCGAAGUGGCCACCGCCAUGCAGCAAUACCAGGACGAGCCUCUGCCUUCGGCCGCAUCCGCACACAAUGGCGGUGGCAGUCAAAGCUAUGGUGGCGCAGCACAUGACAUCAAUCGGCUGCACCCGUUAGCCAAUGAAGCCGGCUACGAGGAGCCAGGCGGCGGCGGUGGCGGCGGUGGUAAUAUUAUAAUUAUUGGAACUGGACCCGCUUUUCAUCCGCGCAUCGGCGGGCUUGGCUUGAACGCGUAUGGCGCGGGUGCGGCAGCCGGUGUGGACGAGGACUCAUUACGCCUCAACGGCAAUAGCGUCUUUAGUAGCAGCAGUGGUGCAGGCGGUGUUGCCGCAGUGGCCAGUGCCACCGGCGUGCAUGGCUCAUUAACAGUACAUAAUGGCCGCAGUACCGGUGAUUGGGAGUACUUCGAUGAGGCGGGGUACAUACGUGGUGGCGCUUUACGCAAUGGCGAGGAUCCCUACAUACGAAAUCGCUUCAAUCAGGAAGCCAGCGAUGCGUUGCCUAGCAAUCGGGAUAUUCCAGAUACGCGCAAUCCAAUGUGUCGCACCAAAAAGUAUCGUGAGGAUUUGCCCGAGACAAGUGUCAUCAUAACAUUCCACAAUGAAGCGCGCUCAACGCUGCUCCGCACAAUAGUCAGUGUGCUGAAUCGCAGUCCCGAGCAUUUAAUACGCGAGAUUAUUCUAGUCGACGACUUUAGCGACCACCCCGAGGAUGGUCUGGAGCUGGCCAAAAUCGACAAGGUGCGCGUAUUGCGCAACAAAAAGCGUGAGGGUCUCGUGCGUUCGCGAGUACGUGGCGCCGAUGCGGCGGUCGCCGGUGUGCUCACCUUCCUCGACAGUCAUGUGGAGUGCAACGAAAAGUGGCUGGAACCGCUGUUGGAGCGCGUACGUGAGGAUCCGACACGUGUUGUUUGUCCGGUCAUCGAUGUCAUUAGCAUGGACAACUUCCAGUAUAUUGGCGCAUCGGCCGACUUGCGUGGCGGCUUCGAUUGGAAUUUAAUAUUCAAGUGGGAAUACUUGAGCUCGGCCGACCGUGCGACACGACAAAAUGACCCCACCACUGCCAUUCGUACGCCCAUGAUUGCGGGUGGGCUCUUCGUCAUCGACAAGGCGUACUUCAAUAAGCUUGGCAAGUACGACAUGAAAAUGGAUGUGUGGGGCGGUGAGAAUUUAGAGAUCUCGUUCCGUGUGUGGCAGUGUGGCGGCAGCCUUGAGAUAAUACCAUGCAGUCGUGUGGGCCACGUGUUCCGUAAGCGACAUCCGUAUACAUUCCCCGGCGGCAGUGGCAAUGUGUUUGCACGAAAUACAAGACGAGCGGCUGAAGUCUGGAUGGACGAUUACAAGCAGUACUACUAUGCUGCAGUGCCGUUGGCAAAGAAUAUCGCAUUUGGCAACAUCGACGACCGGCUGGCGCUGAAAGAGAAGUUGCACUGUAAACCUUUCAAAUGGUAUCUGGAGAAUGUCUAUCCCGAUUUACAAGUGCCGGAAUCAUUCGAAUUUGGCCAAUUCCAGCAAGGACCAAACGAUUGCUUGGACACUAUGGGCAACCUGGUCGACGGCACAGUGGGACUUUUCCAGUGCCACAAUACUGGCGGUAAUCAGGAGUGGGCCUACACCAAACAAGGCCAAAUCAAACACGAUGACCUCUGUCUGACGCUGGUGCAGUUCGCACGCGGCUCCGAAGUGGUGAUGAAGGAGUGCGACAGCUCCGAGAAUCAGCGCUGGACAUUGCGUGAAGGUGGCUUCCUGCGGCACAAUAAGCUCAACGUAUGUCUGGACUCACGUGAUCAGCAUGAGCAUGGCGUCACCGCUCAGCGCUGUAAUUCUGCGCUAGAGACACAACGUUGGAAAUUUGUGGCGAACGGGAAGUUUGCGUGAGAUGAGGCGCCGACGGCGGCAUGGGGGACGAUUACGAGAAUGACGGUGACGGAGACGGCAACAGCAACAUCGGAAAUGGAAACGGAUGUGGAUGUGGAUGGAAAUACGCAUGCGAAUGCGAAUGCGGCGACAAAGCACUAAACGAGGAUCUCACUCUUAACAUGACUACGUACACUACUACAACUACAACUGCAACUACAACUACAACUACCACUACUGCGGAAGAACUAUUGUACUCGUAGAGACCCAACAUUAAACGCUGCCACCAAUUGCAAAUACAGAUAGGACAUUGGCGCAAAGUGAUUGAGCGUAAUCGUGCAACACGCACACACACAAACACACACGUAAGAAAAAUAAGAGCAAGGACUGGUAAAAAGACAUAAAGGACAAUUGGCAAGUAACUAAAAAUCACGCACCACUCGAAUGCAGGCGAGCAGGGAAAGUGGUAAGCGAAGGAAUGACUUCUGAUGGUCAGUUAGCAGCAAAGUGGCCAAUGGAGGGUAAUACAAAAGGGUAUAAUUAAGGAUAAUCGAGUAAACAAGGACACUAGUGAUAUUAAAAAAUUAAUGAAUUGUUGGCGCCAAGAGCAUGAAAGCGAAGAAACUGAGCGUGGCAGCAGCGAAAGGGCAAUUGCAACAACAGCGUAUUGAUACACAUACACACAAACAUGCAUGUUCUAGUUAAAUUUACAUGAAUAGAAGUGUAAUUUUACGUGAAAUAUUAUACGACGACGGUGUGAAGACGACGUGGACGCCGGUCCGGUGGCAACUUGACUGCGCAACGUAGCUGACAGCUGGCAACUGACUUACUUAAUAGCGUUUGAAUUUACAAGGCGGGGACGCUGACGCUGCAUGCAACGCCGACGAUAAUAAACAGUGCUAAAUAAAAGAGAAGAGAAAGAAGAAGAAGAAGAAGAGGAAUAAUCUUAAAUUAUUGGGGUAUUUUGGGGUCGUUGAUGGGGGUAUUAAAUAUUUAGACUGAUUUAUUUUUUAUCAAACUGAAGAGAAGCAACCUUAAUUAAUUUGCACUGCGCACUUUUUGCAUUCCAAGCGGCAAGCAAUUAAUUCAUUUUCAAACGCAUUACAACUCUCCGGAUGAUUCUAGAUCGCAUUAACUAUUUACUUCCCCGCACACACACACGCAGAUUGACAGAUGUCACACACGUGUACAUGAAAACGACAGCACCAAUGGAUGGGGAGGGGAGUUCAAUCGCUUAAUGGGACUUUUUGGGCAAUUAAAAAGUGAGGAUUUUGGUUUUUGUAAUAGCAUCGCAUUUUCUAAGCGAAAGGAAAUAUUUUCUAGUAGCCACUUCAUAGAAAUAUAAAAUAAAAGGCACCUUUCGCAAACAAAAAAAA
Molecule: messenger RNA, 3296 nt
Organism: Anastrepha obliqua
Lineage: Eukaryota; Metazoa; Arthropoda; Insecta; Diptera; Tephritidae
Product: polypeptide N-acetylgalactosaminyltransferase 2-like
Exons: 7
Coding region: 1-1941 (646 amino acids)
Cellular component (GO): Golgi apparatus
Source: RefSeq, a predicted model, not a curated record